AGGGGAACGCGCCCAGUACUGUAUGUCAUAUCCCACGUCUUACCGAUGUACUGCGCCCGGUCUUCGCCUUCUCCCGGAUAAAACAAAAAUGGAUACAUCACAUCGACAAUAAAAUACACGCUCUUUUUGAAUGAUAUAUUGUGAAUAAAAGUGCUUGUGGUUAUAAUGCAUGCGGACGAAAUCUGGGGUCUUUCCCAUGACCAAGGGGACCAUGUCAAUGGAGAGACAGCAGAUACCUUCGCCAUCCUGUUCAGUGAAAUGAUGUGAACACCUGUGAGGCUGUUCUCCAGUCUUUACUAACCCAAUGGAGAAAGUCCAUUAAAACAGCGUUUUAGUCCAGGACUAGGCUUAAUCUGUGUCUGGGAAAGCAGCCCUAUGUGUAUGAUGAAUGUGACCAGUCUUCCGUCAGUCUGCCACCACCACACCUACAACAGCAGCCUGGGCCCGAGGUCCUCCUCCUCUUCCUCCCCUGGCUGGGCCCUGAUCCACACGGCUACCCUCACUUCCUGCUCCCUCCUCCUCAUCCUCAUAUUCUUUCUGGGUUCUUAUGGCAACCUGGUGGUGUUCCUCUCCUUCUUCCACCCGGCCUUCCGCAAGUUCCGCACCAACUUCGACUUCAUGAUCCUGAACUUAUCAUUCUGUGAUAUGAUUAUAUGUUGCGUGACUGCGCCGAUGUUCGCAUUGGUGCUUUUCCUGGACUCAGGAGGAGGGGGUGGCGUGUCAAAGACUUUUUGCUUCACCUUCCACCUGACCAGCUCUGCCUUCAUCAUCAUGUCUCUGGAGACGGUAGCUGUGAUCGCCCUCCAUCGGCUCCGUAUGGUCCUGGGCCAGCAGCCCAACCGCAUGGCCUCGCUCCCCUGUACUCUGGCUCUCACCGCCCUCCUCUGGACCUCUAGCUUUACUAUGGCUGCACUGCUCACCCUGCGAGCCUACCCCAUGAAGGAGGGACCCUGCCUGCCUCACUUCGGCCUAACGGGUGGGCCUGCAAGGGUGGUUCUAUAUGUCUACCUGGCAGACUUUGCAUUCUGCGUGGCGGUGGUGUCUGUCUGCUACCUGAUGAUCGCUCAGACGCUGAGGAAGAAUGCACAGGUGAGGAAGUGCCGCGUCAUCACUGUAGACGCCACACGCCCGCCGCUACCACAACCCCCUCCCCCGCUCAUGGCGGCCGGCUUAGAGAGCAUGCAGUGUGCCGUCCAGGUUCCUUCACUCUACCGCAACCAGACCUACAACAAGCUCCAACACAUUCAGACUCACUCCUACACUAACAGACCCACCAGCCAGGGUCUGGUACCCGGGGCUGCCCAGGGAGCUACCUGCUGCCAGCUCGUCUCUACCGUCAACCUGGCCACAGUUAAAGACUCCAAGGCUGUAGUAACCUGUGUGGUGAUUGUAUUCUCCGUCCUUCUCUGUUGUCUCCCCAUGGGCGUCUCCUUAGCCCAGGACGUCCUCUCUCCAGAGAGCAGCUUCGCUCACUACCAGUUUGAACUGUGCGGUUUCGCGCUUAUCUUCCUCAAGUCGUGCAUCAACCCAUUCGUGUACUCUCGCAACAGCGCCGGGCUUCGCCGGCGCGUCCUCUGCUGCCUCCAAUGGGUGGCGCUGGUGUUCCUUUGCUGCAAGCACAAGACACGGCUCCAUGCCAUGGGUAAAGGUAGUCUCGAGGUCAACCGUAACAAGUCCUCGCACCACGAGACCAACUCUGCCUAUGUCCUCUCACCCAAGCCACAAAGGAGACUGGUGGAUCAAGCCUGUGGACCCAGUCACUCCCGGGACUGUGCCCCCAGUCCGAGAGCUACGGGCGGGCAUGGUGGGCGUAAGCCCAGGCCCCCUAGCACCUCCACCCCCAUCAACACCCGUAUCGAGCCCUACUACAGUAUCUACAACAGCAGCCCCUCUGCAGGACCCGGCUCCCCUACCAACAGUCUGCAGCCUGCUGCCAACUCCUCCUCCUCCCAGGCCUUUGGGUUCAACAAGUCCUACGUUGCCAUGCACUAUCACAUCCACCAGGAGGUGCUGCAGGACGUUGAGAGCACCUCAGCCCAUAAGAUACCCAUACCUUCAGUCUGACUAACCACCAUGAUUGAUUGGAUCCCUUCAGUCUAAACUGACGAAUAACCUUGGCUUAGACCUGAAGACUUGUGUUGGCUCGCCAAUCUAAUGCCAAUAGGCUUUAGUUCAGUGGCUAACAUAGUUUUGUGGUUCUGCCGGACUUUGAGAGCACCUCGGUGCAUCAGAUCUCCAUACCUUCAGUUUAACUUACCACAAUGAUUUAUACAUGAAUUGAUUUGUUUAUUGAUCAGAUACUGUACUUCGAGUGUAACCCUGCCACCAUGCUGAAAUUGGAGAGGGAUUGGGCAUAUAGAUCAGGGAUGCUAAAAGUUACUAUAAUAUUAUAUGACUAUUACCACAAGACACCAGAGAGUAAACAGUACUAAUUGUGUGAAUAUCAUGUGGUAUUGAACUGUUAGAGGUAAAGAAUAACCCCCAUUGACUUUAGAAUAUUAAAUGGAUGAUCUCUUAGUCCAGAGGGAGAGAAACAGCACUGAUCCCAUAUUGUUAUUGAUGUUACUGAAAUAAGUGGAAUCACUUUUUACACUGACAUGACAUUUUUCAUAUUGUACAAUUUAGAUGUUCUUUCUCAUCAUAAUAAUACUGUAUUUGUGAGUUCUAUGAUAUCAGUAAAUGUUUUGCAAGUGCAA
This is a messenger RNA of Oncorhynchus kisutch (coho salmon), 2696 nucleotides long. It is a transcript of the gene gpr75, whose product is annotated as G protein-coupled receptor 75. The coding region runs from base 376 to 2064 and encodes 562 amino acids. The transcript is spliced from 5 exons. Gene Ontology annotation, biological process: G protein-coupled receptor signaling pathway. Lineage: Eukaryota; Metazoa; Chordata; Actinopteri; Salmoniformes; Salmonidae. Gene Ontology annotation, cellular component: plasma membrane. Gene Ontology annotation, molecular function: C-C chemokine receptor activity. The record is from RefSeq and is a predicted model, not a curated record.